Phyllotreta striolata is the source of this 966-nucleotide messenger RNA. NCBI's taxonomy places the organism in Eukaryota, Metazoa, Arthropoda, Insecta, Coleoptera, Chrysomelidae. The record is from the annotation of a GenBank genome assembly.
AUGGACGUUUUUUACUAUAAUUCGAUAGUUAUUGGCUCGAUAUUUUUGGGGUGUUUGUUGGUGUGGUUGUUUUUACCAAGAUUUUUCUCGAAAGGAUGCUCCAGUAAAAUUUGUUUAGUGGGAAAAACGGCCCUAAUCACAGGAGGCAGUUUAGGGAUAGGAUAUGAAAUCGUUUUGGGGUUAGCGCAGCGAGGAUGUAGAGUGAUUAUAGCCGAUAAAGUGAUAAAUAAGGAUAUCAAAAAUAAAAUUAUCUUGGAAACUAACAAUCCGGAAAUUUAUAUGGAAUACGUAGAUUUGGGAUCAUUCAAAUCAGUGCGUUCGCUGGCUGAAAAAUUGAAAACAUCAGAGAAAAAACUAGACAUUCUAAUCCACAACGCCGCCAUCGGCUCCUGCGGCGGGGCCCUAUCGGAGGACGACAUCAACCUAACGAUGCAAGUGAACUACUACAGCCCGUUCCUGCUCACGCAUCUCCUCGUCGACCUGCUGAAGAACUCCCCGUCGGCGCGGCUCCUGUUCUGCGGCUCGCCGGUGGUCUGGUUCUCGCGCCGGUUCUUCGCCUUCAGCCGGGCCGUGUGGAACACCUUCGCCGACUACUGGGUGUCGAAGACCUUCCUGAUCGUCGUCUCCGAUCUGUUCGCGGAGAGGCUCAAACACCACGGCGUAACCUCCAAUUGCUUCCAUCCCGGGGCCGUUAACACCAGAUUGCACCAUCAAUUUCUCGGUCACAGACUGGGCACGUUCUUGCACGGUAUUCUCGGCCCUCUGGUGUUCAAGUCUCCUGAAGAGGGUGCCCAGACCGCUAUAUAUUUGGCUUGCUCUAACGAGGUUAAAAAUGUGACAGGGGAGUUUUUCUGCGAUAUGAAGCCGACUAAAAAGGUGAAGGAGGUGGAAAAUAAGCGAUUCUGCGAGUCGCUUUGGGAGGUGUCCGAGGAAGUGGUGAAGUUAAAGAAAAAUGAGUUGUUAUAG